Molecule: messenger RNA, 1380 nt
Organism: Capsaspora owczarzaki ATCC 30864
Lineage: Eukaryota; Filasterea; Ministeriida; Capsasporidae
Product: N-acetylglucosamine-1-phosphate transferase
Exons: 7
Coding region: 58-1323 (421 amino acids)
Cellular component (GO): Golgi apparatus
Source: RefSeq, a predicted model, not a curated record
CCCCGAUCCACUCUUCUUGAACAUUCUUCUUUAUUCAUUCCCUUUGGUGGCUGUUCAAUGCGUCGGCUGGCAGUACUCGUUGCAUUGGCGGUGGCUGCAGCAGCAGCAAUCGCAGUGCUUCCGCCGCCUGUGACUGCCGCCGAUGCCGGCAAGGUCGUCAUGCGCGUGGCUGCGGAUCCCGUGGGCCAGUUUGGCACCGCCGGCUCGACGGGCUCAUCGGGCUCGUCGGGCUCGGGCUCAGGCUCAGGCGGCUCGGCGGGGUCAGGUGGCGGCUCGUCGUUCAACAGCGGCGGCUCCAUGUUCCAGAACGCCGGCACUCCGCUCAGCUCCAGCGUCGAUCCCGAGCAUCCCCAUGGUCCGCCCGAAUUACUGUCGCUCGCGGGACAAUGCUUCAGCAAGCAACAAAGCAGUUACCGAUACCAGUUCUGUCCGUUUGCAAACGCCACGCAGCACGAAAUUUCGUCGCGAUGGAACCCGUACAACGGCAUUCUGGGCGUGUUUGCGCGGUGGAUGACUGCCAACAACCAGUACGCCGGCCAGCACUUGACACACGGCGAUGCAUGCGCUCGGGGCGAGAGUCGCCAGGUCCGCGUGUUCUUUGCGUGCGGUCACAGCAACAAGUUGGUCGACGUGAGCGAGCCGGCGACCUGCCAGUAUCGCAUGUUGUUCAAGACGCCGCUCUUUUGCAACGUCAGCAUGCCGGUUGAUUCCAUGCUGUACGAGUGCGGGUUGAGCAGCAACGCAACGCUGCCUCCAGCGCUGCAAGAGCAGUUUGCAGCUCUCAAUCGGGAUUUCGCAGAUGGAGCAAAGGGACUCGAGAAGGAGAAGCACGCUCUUCUCAAUUCGACCAGCCUCUGCCAUCCGUUCAAUGUGCGCCGAAAGCCAACAAAAGAAGAAACCGAGCAACGCUAUCGGGAAGAAUGCGCUCGGGCACACACAACUUCUGAUGCUCUCACAAAGCAGGUGGAAGAACUUCAAGCCCAGGUGCGUGCACUUCAAGCAUUGCUAAACUCGACAGGGGCAGCGCAGUCCACGAACUCGGCGGCCUUGGCUUCGUUGGGUCAAAAUGAGGACUCGUCAUCAACCAUCCGUCGAGCGUCCUCUGGCAACGAGCCAGCAGCAGCAGCAGCAGCAGAAAAACCUGCAGCAGCAGCACCGGCAGCACCUGCACCUGCCGUGGACGAUCGAUUGGACCUUCCAACAGAUCCUUCAUUGUCGUCGUCGUCGUCGUCUGGUGCUUCCGCUCAAUCGUCCUCUUCUGGUGAUCAACCACCAGCAGCCAUCCGCCAGCCUGUCGCUGAUCGUGAUGCUGACAAUCUGUAAACAACCUCAUCCAAACUAGUACAUUCAUCGAUUGCUUUUCGCCAAUGCAACUUCAGU